Cloeon dipterum is the source of this 2970-nucleotide messenger RNA. It is a transcript of the gene Osi17, whose product is annotated as DUF1676 domain-containing protein Osi17. The transcript is spliced from 5 exons. The coding region runs from base 134 to 1585 and encodes 483 amino acids. Gene Ontology annotation, cellular component: membrane. Lineage: Eukaryota; Metazoa; Arthropoda; Insecta; Ephemeroptera; Baetidae. The record is from RefSeq and is a predicted model, not a curated record.
UGUGAUGCUGCACAACUCGAGCUCACUCCUCAGGUGGAUUCCGACCGACGUGCACGCGCGCAUCAUGAAAAUAAUGUACCGGUGAUCGGCGCCGAGCACUUCUUUGCAAACGCUGUGGGCAAUUUCAUUCGAAAUGAGGCCGAUUUUUGUGCUGUUUGUGGUGUCCGUGGUGGCGUGUGCUGCUUGGGAAUCGAGGGAGGACGCCCUUGUGGACGACAUCAUCGUCGACUGCACCAAGAAGGCCGACCUCAGCUGCAUCAGCGGCAACGCGGAAAAGUACUUCCUCGGGACCUUCGAGAGCGACAAAUCCAACUGGGACGUGACGGACGACGUCGGCUUCAAACGCAACGAGCAGCAAGUUUCGCCGCGUCAGAGCCGCGUGCUCGGCGAGGAGUCGCUUUACGAGAGGGCCAAGCAGUACGUGGAGACGCACGACUUCACCCUGGCGCUGCCCGAAACCAUCUUCAACGGUGCCGUGCUCAGGGUCAAGGCUCCUGGACAGGGUGCAACCAAGCGCACCCUUUUCUCGGUGGAGCUAGAGGCGCCGGAGGGUGCAGUUGACGCCGACGACGAAGAGGCAAGCCAGGAGGCGGAAAAGAGAAGCUUGGAGACUGGACGCUUCUUCAUCAAGAAAAUCUUCAGUCAAAAAAUCAAGAAGAAGUUGCUGUUCGGCUUCUUCGCUCUGCUGCUCAUCAUCAAGUUGAUCAAGAUCAAACUUUUCUUCCUGCUGCCUCUGAUUCUGGGCGUGGGCACCGUCAAGAAACUGGCCAUCAAGUUCCUCUUCUUCGUCUUCCCGGCGCUGGCCUCGUUGUUCAAGACGUGCCACCAGCACCACCACCACGGCCCGGUCAAGCAGUACCACAUUCACCACCUGAAGCACCAUGGCGGCGGCCACCACCACCACGACGACUACCACGGACCCCCUGACUACUGGAAGAGGCAGGACGCGUCCGAGUCUCCGGCUGACUAUCUCGUCGACCCGGCUGAACCGUCAAAGUUUUCUUCUUCGUACUCGCAGCCCUCUCCGGUCGCCCAGUCCCCUUACUCGGGCCAUCAGCAGUUGUUCUCCGACGACAGGGAAGAGGAGAGGAAGAAGAGCAAACUAGCGUACGAGCUGGACAUGCAAAAGCGGCUGGCCAGCAUCAACCAGAACAAUGUGCACAGCGCCGUCAGCGUGUUCAGGCCAAACGUGUCGCCGGCGAUGAGAAGAGGCCAGCAGGUGCAAGUUCACAAGAGCAUCGCCUCGGAGGUGGUCGCCUCCACCGAAGAAUACGACCCUUUCUACUCGCCAAUCCUCAGCAGGAUCGACGACAUCUUCAGGGCGAUGGGCCUCGGGGACAGCGUCUCCAAUGUCGAGGUCUGCAGGGAGCUGGCCGUGUGCAAAAUGUACCAGUCGCCGGAAAAGUACGCGCCGAAUAGCAACCUCAUUUCUGCCGAGCUCAGCAGGGAGCCGGAAGAGCUGCAGAAGCCGCAGACGGCCAACGAGGCGGUGCGUCGCUUCUUCGUGUACGUGCAGGCGGCCAAGGAUGGUCAGGACCAGAAGAACUGCGACCAGCAUUACCCAGGGUGCCCCGUAAGCGUGUAGAAAACGGAAAACCGUAAUCACACGCUCGCCGCCAGAUGGGAAUGGAAUUAGCGGCGAUUCGGCCCGGUGUUGCGAUCAUCACGUCGCUUUAAAUAAUAAUAAGAGUGGACUCGAAACGAGACGAGCAACGGACAAGCAAGUGCGUGAUUCAGUUUUGUUCGUGGACGCCUUCAAAUUAGUAAUUUAUUUAUCGUAUAUUUAUUGAAAUGCAUGUGCGCGCGGCCUAGUUCUUUUUUAUUCUGCUUCUACUAGCUCAGGGGAGAGAACUUCCUCUUAAACACUAUUUAUUUCUUUUCUUGUGCAGGAUCCAAAACGGGGCAAGAGGAUUGAAACAGGGCAACAAUUGAAAAUAAUUAAAAUUGUUGGAUGCAGUAAACAAUUUGUUCUAAUCAAAAAAGAACCUUUUUUCAAAGUAAAAUUUAAAAAAUUCAAAUUUUCUCCAAAAUUUGCAGUGCUUGACCACAUUUCCUUGGCAGAUUUUGAUUCCUCUCGUCCAGAUCUGUCCAGAAACCGUUUGGGGAAACCAUAUUUUGUGAAAUAAAAUGAGAAUUCAAAUAAGGAGACAGUUCUAAUAAGGAGACAGCCCCUUUUCAAAAAAAUUUACACUGCUACUUAGGUCAAUUUUGGCUUCAACUGAAUCCUGAGGGAUGAGUUCAUGCAUUACCAACAAGCAUUUUCCAGGAAUUUGCAGUAUCAAUCCUCUUGAAAAAAAAAUCUUGGAAUUUCUGGGACACCGGGCAUUAGUUUUAACUCAAAAUUUGCGGUAGAAGAUGCGAAACAGAAUAUUGCUCAAUCAAACCAAAAUUUUGUCGUAUUUAUUUAUUUAUAUCGGAGAAAAUCACCGUUGUGUAAAUAAUAGCAAGAGAGGAAUUCCAUUAGUAUGUGGCUUAUGGGAUAAACAUUUCCGCGCUCCGCCUCAUUCUACAGAUGGCUCGUCUUUUUCUGCACUCAAGUGGAGCGCAGCAGCACUCACAAACUCCCAGGUGACUUUGCCGAAUGUGUGCUCCUUCUUCUAAAGAAAUAAGAGGAACACUGUCGGUUUCAAUUAGCAACUUUAUGCCGGGAAAGAAAAUUCGCGGAAAAUCCAGGCCAUUGGCUGUGCGCAUUCACGGCGCAGCGAGUGUGUGCAAUGUUUCUUUUGUCACAGUACAGUAAUCCCUCGACGUGAGACACGCUGAUUAUUCAAAUGACCAAGCACUUCCUUCAUGCACCGCAUGCGACAAUCGAGCCAAUGACUCAAAUAUUUAAUAUGCAAAACCGUACGACUGAAAUGAGAAUGGAUGCGUGGAAAUUCUUGUUAUAUGUAAAAAGCUGGUUUGCCAUUAACUUAUUGUUUUCUUAAACGUGUGUUGUAUUGGAUACAAAUAAUAAAAGCAUGACAUUUA